CGGCGCUGCUGUUUAAACACACACAUACACACACAGGGGAGCCAGGCAGCUAACCAUGGUGAAUGUAAAGAAACGGAAAGGUCGGGUUGUGAUCGACUCCGACUCUGAGGAUAGUGCAAGCGAUGAUAAUUUGGAUCAGGAACUGCUUUCUCUUGCAAAGAGAAAACGUGUGGAUUCUGAGGAUCAAGAAGAGCCUGUUAGCAAACCUGCAGCCUCCACAGAUUCGGAGACAUCGGACAGCGAUGAUGAGUGGACCGUUGGAGGCACUAAAACCAAAAAGAAGGGGAAGCUGAGCAAAGGCCCAGAGAAGAAGAACGCGAUCAAGAAACAAAAGGGCAAAGCGGCUUCAUCGGGAAGCUCAAAUGGAGACAGUUCAGCAGAGAGUUCCGCUCCAGAGGAGGGUGAGGUGUCAGACUCCGACAGUAACAGCUCAUCCUCCAGUUCGGAUUCGGAUUCUUCCUCGGAGGAUGAGGUUUUCCGGGACGGGUAUGGCGAUGAUCUUAUGGGGGAUGAAGAGGACAGAGCCCGUUUGGAGCAAAUGACAGAAAAAGAGAGAGAACAGGAGCUGUUCAAUCGAAUAGAGAAGAGAGAAGUUCUUAAGAGGAGGUUUGAAAUCAAGCAAAAACUGAAGACAGCAAAGAAGAAGGAAAAAGAAGAGAAGAAGAAAAAACAAGAGGAGGAGCAAGAGAAGAGAAAACUGUCUCAGGUCCCCGACACUCAGGUGGUGAUGUCCCAUAAUAAAGAGAGACGGAUCAAGAGAGAUGAGAAACUGGACAAGAAGUCACAGGCCAUGGAAGAGUUGAAGGCUGAAAGAGAGAAGAGGAAAAACAGAACUGCUGAGCUCUUAGCCAAAAGGCAACCACUGAAGACGAGCGAGGUCUACUCGGAUGAUGAAGAAGAGGAGGAAGACGAUGAUGACAAGUCUUCAGUAAAGAGUGACCGCAGCUCAAGAUCUUCAUCUUUUGAUGAUGAGGAGGAGAAAGAAGAAGCUCCGCCCAAAUCCCAGCCGGUGUCAUUACCAGAUGAGCUGAAUCGAAUUCGGUUGUCCCGGCACAAGCUGGAACGCUGGUGUCACAUGCCGUUUUUUGCUAAAACUGUUACUGGUUGUUUUGUGCGGAUUGGCAUUGGAAACAGCAGCAGCAAACCUGUUUAUCGGGUGGCUGAAAUCAUUGAUGUGGUGGAGACGGCUAAAAUUUAUCAGCUCGGGUCCACACGGACAAAUAAAGGCCUUCAGCUCCGACAUGGAAAUGACACACGAGUUUUCAGACUUGAGUUUGUGUCCAAUCAGGAGUUCACCGAAAACGAGUUUAUGAAAUGGAAAGAGGCGAUGUUUGUUGCAGGUAUGCAGUUUCCUACUCUGGAUGAGAUCAGCAAGAAAGAGCAGUCCAUCAAAGAGGCGGUUAACUACAAAUUUAAUGACAAAGACAUUGAAGAUAUUGUCAAAGAGAAAGACAGAUUCCGAAAGGCACCACCAAACUACGCUAUGAAGAAAACGCAACUUCUCAAGGAGAAGGCCAUGGCUGAGGAGACCGGUGAUGGAGAGAAGGUCAAAGGACUGCAGGACCAGUUGAAUGAGCUAGAGGAGAGGGCAGAAGCACUUGACCGACAGAGAACCAAAAACAUCUCUGCCAUCAGCUAUAUCAACCAGAGGAAUCGGAGUUGGAACAUUGUGGAAUCUGAGAAGGCUCUGGUGGCAGAGGGACAGAAUGCCAAGAACCAACAGAUGGAUCCGUUUACCAGAAGGCAGUGUAAACCAACCAUGGUGUCCAAUGCAAGAGAUCCCUCAGUCCACGCUGCUAUUCUGGCUCAUCUCAACCAGAAAUACGGUUCAGGCUCGGGCCAGGACAACCCCCAGCAAGCUAACAAACAGGGCCAGACGGGCCAGAAAGACAAAGAUAAUAACAAGCCAAACAGUGACCUCUCAGAGGAUCUUUUCAAAGUGCACGACUUUGAUGUGAAAAUCGACCUACAGGUUCCAAAUGCUGAAGCAAAAUCCCUGGCAGUAAGUUCAAAUGCAUUGCCUGUUAAAGAUGGAGCUCCACGUCGGUCUCUUAACUUGGAGGACUACAAGAAAAGACGGGGACUCAUCUGAUCUCUAACUCCGCCUAUAUUUUUAUCUUCCCCUGCAUGAUUGGCCACCUGUGCUGGGGGUAUAAAGCUGUGGCCACCCCCUGUGUGUGUGAGUGUGUAUGGGAAAGUGCGAGUAUGUGAAUAUGUAUGAUGCAUAGUAAGUGUACACCUUUUAAGACUGAGCGUGUCAGAGAUUUUGAGUGUGUUCAUGUUUGCCUGAUCACAGAAAGUAUGAAGUUCAGAGUACUUGUAUGAUUGUUUCACAUGUAUGCGAGAGAAAAUAUUCAUGAAUACUGAACUUUCAGCUUUUGUCCUGUAAAUGGAGACUCUGAGAUAAAGUUUUCCAUGUUAAUUACAAUGUAUGCAGACGGGAGAACAGGAUUGCAUUACCUCUUUUGAUUCUCCUUUUCAUACUGAUGUAUGAAGCACACAUUCUCUUCCUCUCAGACCCUCGCAGAAAAGACCCUUUUAUAUCCAAACUUGUAAAUUACUAUCACAAAGGACACUAUAAAAAUGAACACAAAUCUUGGUUUUUUUUUAUUUUGAAAGAUGUUGUUCGUUUUGAACAAGGUGAUCUGGUCUGCCCUACUUUGUCUUUGAAAAAGCUCUGAAUUUUCUAUUCUGUGUUUAAUGGGUUUAAGACAGCUCUGUUUACUCUGCUUGCUGGCCUAGAGUGGCUGACCAAUCAGAUGGGGAGUCUGAGAGUGACCAAUGAUAUCACACUCCCUAAAGAAAAAUGUUUGCUUCAUGAAGACAAUGAUCGAAUAAACAUGUCUGAAACGGACAAAAAAAUGUUGAA
Molecule: messenger RNA, 2869 nt
Organism: Triplophysa dalaica
Lineage: Eukaryota; Metazoa; Chordata; Actinopteri; Cypriniformes; Nemacheilidae
Gene: rtf1
Product: RTF1 homolog, Paf1/RNA polymerase II complex component
Exons: 18
Coding region: 56-2092 (678 amino acids)
Cellular component (GO): Cdc73/Paf1 complex
Molecular function (GO): RNA polymerase II C-terminal domain phosphoserine binding; DNA binding
Source: RefSeq, a predicted model, not a curated record